This is a messenger RNA of Pygocentrus nattereri (red-bellied piranha), 1683 nucleotides long. Its product is annotated as E3 SUMO-protein ligase ZBED1-like. The transcript is spliced from 3 exons. Gene Ontology annotation, molecular function: protein dimerization activity. Bases 1 to 1683 code for a protein of 560 amino acids. Lineage: Eukaryota; Metazoa; Chordata; Actinopteri; Characiformes; Serrasalmidae. The record is from RefSeq and is a predicted model, not a curated record.
AUGUGGAGCUACAUCACCCCCAAAUGGUGCAAUUAUAUCAACUCUAACUGCUUCUUCAGCUGCCACAACGUCUGCCCCCAUUCCUACAUCCCAGCCUGGAUCCCACCCUCCUGCAUCUACAACCCACAGCUCAAUCAAGCAAUUCCUGCAGAAACUCCAGCAAGACAGAAUGCAAUUGACGAGGAGCUUGCCAAGAUGGUGGCACGUGAUUUCCAGCCCUUUUCAAUUGUAGAGGAUGUCGGAUUUAGGAGUUACAGCCAUGCCCUCAAUCCCAUGUAUGUCGUCCCCAGCCGAAAAACCCUGUCACAAAAAAUAAUCCCAGGCCUAUAUGAUGCAGCAAGGGCAUCUUUGCAAGAAAGGGUGAAGAGAGCCUCAGCUGUAUGCUUGACCACUGACUGCUGGACAUCCUGCGCCACCACAUCUUUUAUGUUUGUCACCUGCCACUUCAUUGAAAACUACAGUAUGGUGUCAUCUCUGCUAGACUGUUUUGAGUUUAGUGAGAGAUACACCUCUGAAAACUUGGCUGAAGAGCUUCUCCGAGUGGCAAGAGAGUGGGGGGUGGAACACAAAUUUGUAUGCUGCGUCACAGACAAUGCAGCCAGCAUUACGAGAGCCAUCCAGCUGUUGAAAUGGACACACCACCCAUGCCUAGCACACACCAUUAAUCUAUUUGUGAGAAAUGCUCUGAGGGCUAUGAAGCCCACUGUGGACAAAGUGAAGGCAAUAGUGGAAUUUUUCCACCGAAGCACAGCAGCCACCCAAAAGCUUAAAUCCACCCAGCGACAGAUGUCUAUGGUAGAGCUUAAGCUCAAACAGGAGUGUGUCACCCGCUGGAAUUCUACAUUCCAUAUGAUCCAGCGAAUGCUCGAAUCAAAGGAUGCAGUUAUCGCAACAUUGGCAGUCAUCAAUGCACCUGUGGUUCCUCUCAGCCAAGAGGAGUGGGAGGCUCUGCAAGAGGCCUGCAGUGUCCUGGAGCCCUUCAACCAGGUCACAGUGGAGAUCAACGCAGAGAGGUAUGUUACCGCCUCCAAAAUGCUGAUACUGUGUAGGGGUCUUCAGAGAGUGACAGCAGAGCAUCAGAGCAGAGUAACCACAGAGAGCAUGAAGGAGUUGGUGAAUUCUCUCUGUUCUAGCAUGGACAAAAAAUUCCACCGGAUGGAGUACAACACAAUUCUGUCCGAAACCACCAUCCUUGACCCCUGUUUCAAAAAGGUGGCCUUUAAUGACAACCGAGCAGUCGACGAAGCUCUCCAAAGAAUAACUACAGCAGCAUUAAGGUAUGGGCAGUCAUCUCACCUGCAAGGGGGUCAUGGAGGAGAGGAGGCAGCAGCAGCACUUGAGCUGGAGGAGCCUCAAGCAUCGGCUGUUUGGAGGUUUUUUGAGGAGCGGGCAAGCGGAGACACUGCAACCAGGAAUCCUACAGCUGAUGCUAUUCUGGAGGUGAGGUCCUACCUUGAGGAGCCUCUUUUCCAGCGCAGUGCUGACCCACUGAGCUGGUGGGAGACAAGGACACUGAUCUAUCCACAUCUCUCUCAUGUGAUGGAACGUAGACUGUGCAUAGUGGCAACAUCCGUCCCCUCAGAGAGGAUCUUCUCUAAAACUGGACAGAUCAUAACUGAGAGAAGGAACAGGAUCAGCCCCGCCAAGCUUAGACACCUGGUGUUUCUCAAUGCCAAUCUGUAA